Molecule: messenger RNA, 1483 nt
Organism: Biomphalaria glabrata
Lineage: Eukaryota; Metazoa; Mollusca; Gastropoda; Planorbidae
Exons: 8
Coding region: 815-1483 (222 amino acids)
Biological process (GO): proteasome-mediated ubiquitin-dependent protein catabolic process
Cellular component (GO): proteasome regulatory particle, base subcomplex
Molecular function (GO): proteasome-activating activity
Source: RefSeq, a predicted model, not a curated record
AUUUCAUCUACUUCCGGACCCGGUGUGUCCUAAAUUUACGAAGAAAUGGUUGAAGACUAGAUCUACAUCUAGUUCUAGACAUAGAUCUCUAGAUCUACUGAUCUAGUAGUCUAGGUCUAGAUAUUAGAAUUAGAUCUAUUCUUAGAAUCUAGUGGUAAUUUUAUUGUUUACCAUGGAGUUGUCUACUUUUCAAAUUUUACUGACCAAGUUUGUACAGUGACUGAUCCAUCUGCAGUUUCCGAACCAGUAACUGAUAUCUCAAAAAAAUAUUGCUAUACUGAUGGUGUCUGUCACCUCAGAUGUUUAGUCACUUUGGGAGCAGUGAUCUUGAGAUUUCGAUGCUAGAUACUCUCAGAUUUGAAAGCCGGUAUCUUGGAUAUUUUCUUAGCUCCUCUAGAUCAAGAUGGCAAAGAACUUUAUAAGGAUAGGUCUCCCAUCCAUCACACAACAUUCAAGCACCAAUGGGUUUCUUUCAAGGAGUUGAAGAUAAGGUAGUUCCCCUUAACGAAGCUGAGAUGAGGCAGUUAAAGCAAAAGGACUGCAAUGUUUGUUUCUAGGACCAGACACAAGAGAAUUCGACAACAUAUGUAUCAGAAGAUCAAAAUCAGAAACUGAAAUCUGCCCAUUUGGAGUGUCACCAGAGAAUGCUGACCAUCUCCUCCAAAACUGCUCUCUUUACCAAGAGGCUGUACAUGACACUGGCCCCAAAACACCUCAAUAGAAAGAAAACUAUAUGGAGAGUUCCCUGAUUUGGAAACCACUGCGAAAAUAAUCUCAUAUACUGGUCCAGUCAUCUGAAUGCUCCAAUAAAAAAAUGAGAAGGAAGAAGAAAGAAGAUUGGAAGCAACAUGGCUAUCAAAAAGCAGAGACGAUACAAACCUCAUUAGAUGGAGAGUUUUAUUUUGUUGGUAAAGUCCUUGGUUUUGAGCCAGCAGAGAAACAUAGAAAGGGCCGUACACAUAUAUGUAAAAUACAUGCUAGAUCUAUGAGUGAAGAGAAAGAUAUUCGUUAUGAGCUGCUGGCUAGAUUAUGCCCAAACAGUACAGGAGCGGAAAUUCGUAGUGUUGGCACAGAAGCUGGAAUGUUUGCUAUCAGGGUUCAUAGGAAGAUGGCUACAGAGAAAGAUUUUCUGGAAGCAGUAAAUAAAGUCAUCAAAGCCUACGCCAAAUCUAGUGCAACUCCUUGCUACAUGACUUACAAUGAAAUCAAUUGUAGCUUGAUAGAAAUGUCUACUAGAGAAUCAGUACAGAACUUGUGUUUACUCACUGAUCUGAUUUUAAACUUAAGUGAAUCAUUGUUUGUAUUAAUGAUGUUUUAUUUCAACUUAUUAAAUCAUGGUAUCUUUCUUAUUAAAUAUGUUGUCAGUGUGGUUUUUACUUUUGUCAGUAAUUUGUUACAUCUGGAUGUUCCUUUGCAAUUUAAGAUUAUUGCAUCCCAAACCUCCUGCAGGAUAGCUGGGAAUGAGUAUGGGCAUUUCAUCUAG